This is a messenger RNA of Paramuricea clavata, 168 nucleotides long. The record is from the annotation of a GenBank genome assembly. Lineage: Eukaryota; Metazoa; Cnidaria; Anthozoa; Malacalcyonacea; Plexauridae.
AUGGUUGUGAGCUGGUUAGAAGAUGAAGGUUUAGGACAAUAUACUGAUGUUUGUUCAAACCAUGUAACGUCUGGUGAUGAUCUGGUGAAAAUGACGUCAGCAGACCUUGAGAAAGUCCUGGGAAUGAAAAAAAUGUUGCAUCGAAAGAAACUUCAUCUGGCACUGCAG